UUUAAUUGCAUCAUGGAAUCUAUUCAUAAAUACUGAUCAUUGAUAAAUAGUGAAUUCAAGCAUCAAAGUGUGCUGUAUACUAAAGCUAGUCCUGAUUCAGAAGACAUGUUGAUUCAUAUUAAAAGUAUGAAGCUCUCCCCAUCUCCCAAGAAGUUAUUUCAAAAGUCAAGAAAGAUUAAGAAAGAAUCAAAGAAGAUCAGCCUCUUGAGCACUGAUACAAAAUCCUUAUUCUUAUAGGAGCUCGUAGCAUAAAAAUCACAAGGAAGAAAAAGAACUCCUCAUCUCAAGUUGACAGCACACAUAGCUCUCAAAAUUACCCGUAUUCAAGCAGCAUAAAUUUGGUCAUAAAUAGGGAGGUGGAUAAAACUGGCUUCUGAAUUCCAAGGACGCCUCAUCCUGCGAUUGCAAGGACAAAAUAUUUCAAUCAGAGGAAAAAGACUUAUAGUAGCAUGUCCAGAUUCCGGAACAGCAGUAAUAAACUUGUUUCCAAGAAUAAAUCGAUGAUUGAGAUGGGGCAAAGUGAGAGGACAAAUCUCGAUUCCAGACUGAAAGAUUCUCUUGAUAAUACAGGAAAACUCAUGAAGAAGUAUGCUUCAUCAUAUUCAAAACCAUUUCCAAUGAGGUUUGCCAGAAACAAAAUCAAGCCAUCUUUGUUCCAAAUGCGAGAUAAAUCCCCUUCUGUGAUAAACGCAGUGGCCUUUAAUUAGAGAUAACAAGAACAUAUCUUCUGUAAUAGGAAGAUAUCGACAGUCAAAAUUUAGAAAACUACUCUUAUCAGGCCAGAAACCAAAAUUAUCAGAGUUUGCUCCAAGCACACCUAUUAGGAAAAAGAGAGCACCAAAUUAGACA
This is a messenger RNA of Moneuplotes crassus, 849 nucleotides long. The record is from the annotation of a GenBank genome assembly. Lineage: Eukaryota; Ciliophora; Spirotrichea; Euplotida; Euplotidae.